Saccharomyces kudriavzevii IFO 1802 is the source of this 1581-nucleotide messenger RNA. It is a transcript of the gene ACH1, whose product is annotated as acetyl-CoA hydrolase. Gene Ontology annotation, molecular function: acetyl-CoA hydrolase activity; acetate CoA-transferase activity. The transcript has a single exon. Gene Ontology annotation, cellular component: mitochondrion. Gene Ontology annotation, biological process: acetate metabolic process. The record is from RefSeq and is a predicted model, not a curated record. Bases 1 to 1581 code for a protein of 526 amino acids. Lineage: Eukaryota; Fungi; Ascomycota; Saccharomycetes; Saccharomycetales; Saccharomycetaceae.
AUGACAAUUUCUAAUCUGUUGAAGCAGAGAGUUAGGUACGCUCCUUACCUCAAAAAAGUCAGAGAGGCUCACGAGCUUAUCCCACUGUUCAAGAAUGGCCAAUAUCUUGGCUGGUCUGGUUUUACAGGGGUUGGUACGCCCAAGGCAGUGCCGGAAGCGCUGAUAGAUCACGUGGAGAAGAACAAUUUGCAAGGGAAAUUGAGGUUCAACCUUUUCGUCGGAGCCUCUGCUGGUCCAGAGGAGAACCGUUGGGCUGAACAUGAUAUGAUUAUCAAGAGGGCCCCUCAUCAAGUGGGGAAACCCAUUGCGAAGGCUAUCAACCAGGGGAGAAUCGAGUUCUUCGACAAGCAUCUGUCCAUGUUCCCUCAGGAUCUGACGUAUGGUUUCUACACCAGGGAGAGAACCGACAACAAAAUUCUUGACUAUACUAUAAUCGAAGCCACCGCGAUCAAGGAGGACGGGUCUAUUGUUCCGGGCCCGUCCGUCGGCGGGUCUCCCGAAUUCAUCACGGUCAGUGACAAAGUGAUCAUUGAAGUCAACACGGCCACGCCUUCGUUCGAGGGCAUUCACGAUAUCGACAUGCCCGUGAACCCGCCUUUCAGAAAGCCGUAUCCGUACCUGAAAGUAGACGACAAAUGUGGUGUAGACUCCAUCCCAGUUGACCCCGAAAAAGUGGUUGCGAUCGUGGAGUCCACCAUGAGGGACCAGGUCCCACCAAACACGCCCUCCGACGAGAUGUCUAGAGCAAUUGCAGGUCACUUGGUCGAGUUCUUCAGGAACGAGGUCAAGCACGGUAGAUUGCCUGAAAACCUGUUGCCUUUGCAGAGCGGCAUUGGCAAUAUCGCUAACGCGGUCAUUGAAGGGCUUGCCGGGGCUCAAUUCAAGCAUCUAACUGUAUGGACCGAAGUGCUCCAGGACUCGUUCUUGGAUCUUUUCGACAACGGGUCUCUGGACUACGCCACUGCCACCUCCGUGAGACUGACCGAAAAGGGUUUCGACAGAGCUUUUGCCAACUGGGAGAAUUUCAAACACAAGUUGUGUCUGAGAUCUCAAGUGGUCUCGAACAACCCGGAAAUGAUCCGUAGAUUAGGCGUCAUUGCCAUGAAUACCCCGGUGGAGGUCGACAUUUAUGCCCAUGCCAAUUCCACAAACGUCAACGGUUCCCGUAUGUUGAACGGGUUGGGUGGAUCCGCAGACUUCCUGAGAAAUGCCAAGCUCUCCAUCAUGCACGCUCCGUCUGCGAGACCAACCAAAGUAGACCCCACUGGUAUUUCCACCAUCGUGCCCAUGGCCUCCCAUGUAGACCAAACUGAACACGAUCUGGACAUUUUAGUCACUGACCAAGGUUUGGCUGAUCUAAGAGGUCUAUCGCCCAAGGAAAGAGCCCGUGAGAUCAUCAACAAGUGCGCCCAUCCUGAUUACCAGGCUUUGCUGACCGAUUACUUGGACAGAUCGGAGCAUUAUGCCAAGAAGCAUAACUGCCUGCACGAACCACACAUGUUGAAGAACGCCUUCAAAUUCCACACCAAUUUGGCUGAGAAGGGCACCAUGAAGGUCGACAGUUGGGAGCCAGUUUACUAA